This is a messenger RNA of Macroventuria anomochaeta, 306 nucleotides long. RefSeq lists its product as uncharacterized. The record is from RefSeq and is a predicted model, not a curated record. The annotation marks the transcript as partial. NCBI's taxonomy places the organism in Eukaryota, Fungi, Ascomycota, Dothideomycetes, Pleosporales, Didymellaceae. Gene Ontology annotation, molecular function: DNA binding. The transcript has a single exon.
AUGGUCUCUCGUGAAGUUGCAAUAGACAACGCUAUCCGCGAUCUUAAUGCUGGUGUUUUUACAAGCCAGCGGAAGGCUGCCAAGGCCUAUGGCGUCCCCCGAUCAUCGCUCCAAGCGCGCCUUGCCGGUCACCAACCUCACGCGAUAGCUCAUCAACACCAGCAACGAUUGACUCCGCAGCAAGAGCACUUCUUAGCUCAAUGGAUUCUUGACGAGGACUCUCACACUCAACCACCUACACGCGCUCGCGUACGAGAAAUGGCUACCCGAAUCCUGCACAUGAACAACGACUUCACGCCACUCGGC